Messenger RNA from Octodon degus (degu), 3243 nucleotides. RefSeq names its product GDNF family receptor alpha 2 (gene Gfra2). The transcript is spliced from 9 exons. Gene Ontology annotation, biological process: nervous system development. Gene Ontology annotation, molecular function: signaling receptor activity. NCBI's taxonomy places the organism in Eukaryota, Metazoa, Chordata, Mammalia, Rodentia, Octodontidae. Gene Ontology annotation, cellular component: external side of plasma membrane; signaling receptor complex. The coding region runs from base 685 to 2079 and encodes 464 amino acids. The record is from RefSeq and is a predicted model, not a curated record.
AGAGCGAGAGCGAGGGAGAGCAGAGGAGCGGAGAGGGAGGGCGACGAGAGACGCACGCCGAGACACACGGCCACUGGAAUUCCAUUAGGAAAAAAGUGAGCAAGCAAAGGUUAGCGGAAGAUUUUUUAAAAAAUCUUUUCUUCGUCUUGGUGCGAAAGAGGCGACUCCGGUCUCCUGUCCUCGGAGCUCUGACUGGAUUGUUCCUGGCGCUCACUCCCGUCGGUGGAUUUCUUUCCGAUUUGUGUUUAUUCGGACCCCCUCCCUCGCCGCCUCCGUCCAGCUCCGCGCUCUCGGAUCGCCUCGCCCCCCGCCUCCCCAGUUCCCCCCUGGGAAGCGCAGGGGAAUUGGACCCGCGGGGACUCGUGCCUUCCCGGACGAGUGGAGGGGAGGGCUGGCCUCAGAACCGGCUGUGGGCUUAGAAAGCAGCCAGAAACAGCGACGUGUGUUUGGUUUUGGUGGGCAAGGGGGGCGUCGAGGGGCAGCCCUCCGCCCGCCUCCCACCCCACCCCCUCCAGCCAGAGGCGAGAAUCGCAGGACUCAGGAUAUCAUCAGGCGGACAGGCUGGGAUCUCCGCAUUGGAUUCGGGGCUGAUUACCGCUGCUUGGCUAUUAUUAUUUUUUAAAAUUUUAUUUCAUUUUUUUAACCUAAGGGAGAAAGACAAAAUAACUGUGGGAUUUAUUUAACAUGAUCUUGGCAAACGCCUUCUGCCUCCUCUUCUUUUUAGACGAGACCCUCCGCUCUUUGGCCAGCCCUUCCUCCCUGCAGGGCCCUGAGCUCCACGGCUGGCGCCCCCCAGUGGACUGUGUCCGGGCCAAUGAGCUGUGCGCUGCCGAGUCCAACUGCAGCUCCCGGUACCGAACGCUGCGGCAGUGCCUGGCUGGCCGGGACCGCAACACCAUGCUGGCCAACAAGGAGUGUCAGGCGGCCCUGGAAGUCCUGCAGGAGAGCCCGCUCUACGACUGCCGCUGCAAGCGGGGCAUGAAGAAGGAGCUCCAGUGCCUGCAGAUCUACUGGAGCAUCCACCUGGGGCUGACAGAGGGUGAGGAGUUCUACGAAGCCUCGCCCUAUGAGCCCGUGACCUCACGCCUCUCGGACAUCUUCAGGCUUGCUUCAAUCUUCUCAGGGACAGGGGCAGACCCGUCUGUCAGUGCCAAGAGCAACCAUUGCCUGGACGCUGCCAAGGCCUGCAACCUGAAUGACAAUUGCAAGAAGCUGCGCUCCUCCUACAUCUCCAUCUGCAACCGUGAGAUCUCGUCCACUGAGCGCUGCAACCGCCGCAAGUGCCACAAGGCCCUGCGCCAGUUCUUUGACCGUGUGCCCAGCGAGUACACCUACCGCAUGCUCUUCUGCUCCUGCCAAGACCAGGCAUGUGCUGAGCGCCGCCGGCAGACGAUCCUGCCCAGCUGUUCCUAUGAGGACAAGGAGAAGCCCAACUGCCUGGAGCUCCGAACCCUGUGCCGGACAGAUCACUUAUGCCGGUCCCGGCUGGCGGACUUCCACACCAACUGUCGAGCCUCCUACCGCACACUCACCACCUGCCCUGCCGACAAUUACCAGGCAUGCCUGGGCUCCUACGCAGGCAUGAUCGGGUUUGAUAUGACCCCCAACUAUGUGGACUCCAGCCCCACCAGCAUUGUGGUGUCACCCUGGUGCAGUUGUCGUGGCAGUGGGAACAUGGAGGAGGAGUGUGAGAAGUUCCUGAGGGACUUCACCGAGAACCCGUGCCUCCGAAAUGCCAUCCAGGCCUUUGGCAAUGGCACAGAUGUGAACGUGUCCCCCAAGAGCCCCUCAUUCCAGGCCACCCAGCCCCCUCGGGUGGAGAAGACUCCUUCUUUGCCAGAUGACCUGAGUGACAGCACCAGCCUGGGGACCAGUGUCAUCACCACUUGCACAUCUGUCCAGGAGCAGGGCCUGAAGACCAACAACUCCAAAGAGUUAAGCAUGUGCUUCACAGAGCUCACGACAAACAUCAUCCCAGGGAGCAAAAAGGUGAUCAAACCGAACUCAGGCCUCAACAGAGCUCGACCAACGGCUGCCUUCACUGUGCUCCCUGUCCUGAUGCUGAGACUGGCCUUGUAGGUGCUGGAGACUGCACCGAGAGAUUUCUACAAGUUUCAGAACUCCCGCCUGAGAAAAUGGAAACACACACACACACACACACACACACACACACACACCUUGCAAAAAAAUUUUUUUUCCCACCUUGUCUCUGAACCUGUUUUCUCCCAGGUUUCUGUUCUAGAGAAGCUUUUCUAAACAAACAGACAAGCAGGCGGGCAGCCUGAGAGCCAGCCCAGGGGUCUCCUGGGAGGGGACGUCUAGUGCCGAGGAGGGCACAGGCUCUACCAAUGCCCUUUGCUGUCUCCAGCGUUUUUAUCUCUGAACCCUUCUGAAGCAAGAGACCAAGGCGAGACCCCUGGUAUGGAAGGGAUCGUGCUGUGACCAGUGCAGGCUGGGUCAGGACACCUGCAGCUGCCCUCUCCAGCUGCUCACUUUGAGGACCUGCCAGGGUCUGGACGUGGGCAUCAGUCAGCGGAGAAGCAAGGCCAGCCAUGUGGGCCGGCUGGGCCUGCUUGCCCGUCCUCUUGGCUUCAGAGAUGGAGAUGAUUUGCUUCCCUCCUGCCCUCCAGUGGCUGGGUGGGGCUGCGUGUGGAGUGGGAACCCCUUGGCUGUGCUCAGUCCCCUGACUGUAGAGUGUGGGGGGACCUAGGGGCAAGCUCUGGGCUGCAUUUUCCUUCUUCAUGGUAGGAAUGUUAAAGUCAGAUAUGAUGCUACUGGCUUUCUUGGUUUCUUUGGGUCCAUUUUGUGGGGCUCCCUUUAGGAGAAGGGCCACAGAGGGGCGCAGAAGAGACCGCAGUGGGACGAGUCACAGUGCCGCCUGGUCUCUCGAGCUCAGUCCUGUCCCCUCCUUGCUUCGACUUUCUCAUUCCAAGACACGUGUCCGCUGUCUGUACAUAACGAGGCUCCUUCCUCCGCAUAGGUGUAUAUACACGCCCGUAUACAUAGACCCUGUGGUCUCCUUUUCUUUCCUUUUUCUAAGAAACGAAACUAUCGAAAUAAUACCCCACAGAUGAGCGAAAAUGUAUUAUUGUAAAGUUUAUUUUUUUUAAUAAUGUUGUCUAUAAUGGAAAAAAAAAAAAAAAAAGGAAAUGGACUCCUGGGGCCCCGCUCCAGGCGGGCUGAGGGGGCUGUGGCGGGGGAUCCUGAUCCGCAUUCACUUAACCGAGGCUCCAAUAAAUGUAC